UGAUGCUUCACUGAAUAAGCUGGAAGCGAAUUUGUCAUUUUGGCGCUGUUCUUUGAGGGACUGCUAUUUUUUCAGUGCUGAAACGUUGCACUUUUGGGGACAUUUACACCAUAUAUCUACUCACCUAGCAUUAAUAACAAUAUUUGUUCGAUUAUUUAUGCCUCAAGAAACUUUUAUGUUGGACUAGAGUGACAACACUGAUUUGAUGGAAACAUGACGGGAGCUACAAACGGAACGGUAGCCCUGAAGACAUUUUUGCUUGUCGCAUUGGUUUCAUUUUCAACGGGGAAUUCAAAGCUGCCUGUGUAUUAUGGACAAAUUGUGGAGAACUCGCACGCUGGAACAAUGGUGGAUGGGGUCGCUUUACCGGUUGGAAACAACUGUCAUGUUUCGGAACUGGACAUUGCUUUGGAAGGGAAGGACGCAUCAGAUUUUCGUUUGGUUUACCUUCACGGAGAACAGCAUCUUAUUUUGAAAUCCACAGAAACUUUGGACAGAGAGUUUAUAGCAGUGUACGAUUUGAUGGUUGUGCUUUCUGGCUGUUUGAAUAGUGCCGUGGUGAUUAAAAUAGAGGUGCUUGAUUCAAACGACAACAUACCCCGGUUCAUCAAGGAAAACGAAAGGGUAAAAGUUGAUGAAUUGACCCCUAUCGGUUCCGAAUUGGUCCGUUUUUUUGCAAAGGAUUCCGACGUUGGAAAGAAUGGCCGGGUCACUUAUUACGCAUCUCCAAAUUGCCAACAUGUCUACGUAGUUCCCCAAACCGGACAGGUAAUGCUGGUCAGUUCUCUCAUUGGUAUCGUGAACCUAACAGUCAGUAUUUACGCUCAAGAUAAUGGAGAUGUCGCAUUGAUAAGUAAGCCGGUGACACUUCACCUUGAUGUGCAGAGACCUGCUGUCUCGAAGAUUAGGAGGCCCCGAGCGGUCUCUGAGGAGCUGUUCUACACAGUGACCGUCUCAGAGGAUGUCAAAGUCGGUGACAUGAUAUUCACGGUGCCUGACCAGAAGUUUGAAAAGAAGUGGUUCGAGGUAAUAUCAGAGGCGGACUCCCCGGUUCAGAUCGAGAGGGACUCGGGUCGUUUGUAUCUCGCGCACAGACUGAAGUCCCCCGCGGAGGUCAUGGUCAAAAUCCAAAACCUCAGAGGUGAUGAGUGGUACCUCUGCAGGCUGAGCCUGAGUGUGCCCACCCUGGCAGACCUGCAGUGGGGCAUGUUCCCCCAGCCCUACCUGGGCGCAGUGGGACCUGACGCCGCACCAGGCUCUGUGGUCUACCGCCUCACCGCCCGCCAACGAGAUGGCACAAUAGGAAACGCCCACUUUCUGCUACUGGAUGGCGGCGAGGAUUCGUUUGAGGUGGACCGCAGCUCUGGGGAGGUCAGGACCACCGGCCGACCCCUGACCCCCAGCAGGGAGUACAUGCUGAGGGUGCAGGCGGUGGACACGCAGGGCAGGAAGGGUCCCCCUGCAACAGUAGCUAUUCUGGCAGGGUUCCGCCCCCCACAGUUCACCAACGCCUCCUACACCCUGAGUGUCCCAGAGAACACGCCCGUGGGCCAAGCGUGA
This is a messenger RNA of Oncorhynchus mykiss (rainbow trout), 1560 nucleotides long. The record is from RefSeq and is a predicted model, not a curated record. Lineage: Eukaryota; Metazoa; Chordata; Actinopteri; Salmoniformes; Salmonidae.